Frankliniella occidentalis (western flower thrips) is the source of this 821-nucleotide messenger RNA. RefSeq lists its product as uncharacterized. Bases 157 to 615 code for a protein of 152 amino acids. The transcript has 3 exons. The record is from RefSeq and is a predicted model, not a curated record. Lineage: Eukaryota; Metazoa; Arthropoda; Insecta; Thysanoptera; Thripidae. Gene Ontology annotation, biological process: regulation of synaptic transmission, cholinergic; positive regulation of voltage-gated potassium channel activity; sleep.
AGCAGAGGAGUGAGGCCCCACGCCGUUGUCCACGGAGUUUCUCCUCUCUCGCUCCCUCGCUCACGGCCGCGGAGCCGAAGUAAUGGGGUCUUGUGUUGAUAUCGGUCGGCCUUUAGCCUUGCAAUCGUGCACGUAGGACAUAGGACUGUUUUUACCAUGUCCGGGAAACCUGUGAUAGUAGUAGUUAGUCUGUUUCUAGUUUUACUUUCGUCGGACGUGGCCCAUGGUGCAUUGAAACGAUGCUUUCAGUGUCGAUCAAGAGGAGAUCUUGGAAGUUGCAAAGAUCACUUUAAUUUUAAUGGGACCACAGCAAAAAAUGAGCAGGGAGUCGAAGCAAUACCAUGUGCUUCUGGCUGGUGUGGCAAAGUAAUUGAAGGAACAGGAUCCUAUAAACAGGAUGACUAUGGAAUGGCAACACAGAGGAUGUGUCUUCAGCGUGGUCCAUCAGAUGGAGAAGAGCGAUGUGCUUACACUGUUUGGAAUCAUGCCAAAGUUUACAUGUGCUUCUGUCAAGGAGAUCUGUGCAACUCAGCUGGUCACCUAAAAUUGAAUUUCUUUGUGUUGGGAAUAACUCUUCUGAUUGGUGCCAGGCACAUAAUUGCCUUUUGCUUCUAAUGAACUGUAAAUGGACUAAAACAUUUAGCAAAGUUUUGAAACAUUGGUCACAUUUAAUUUCAUACAAAAAGUAAAAAUACAAAUUUUAUGAGAUGUUCAGCUUUUUUACGAGAUCUGUCACAUCAACAAUAUUUCUGUUCUGUAUUUUGUUUUCCUUCACAAUCGAAUUAAAAUUCUGAGCAGCUGACUUUAAUUCAGCUCGUAAA